AUGCCCCCCGCGCGGGUCGCGCGCGGCGUCGACCGCGCGGUCGUGCAGCGCGCGCUCUGCGCGUUCGUGCGCGCGCGCGCGAGCGGCGCGCGCGACGACGACGCGGCGCGCGCGUCGUCGCUGCUUUUCGACGCGGCGCCACCACCGCCGACGACGUGGGGCGAGAGCGCGACGCGACUCGCGCGCGUCGUGCGGUUGAGCUGGAGCGAAGCGCUGGCGCGGUUGAACAUAUGGCGGUUGGAUCACGUGCUGGCGCUGCGGAUGCUGUCGCAGCGAGACAUGGGGGGGGCGAUCGCGAGAGAGGUGGCGAGACGCGGGACGCGCGCGCGUUUGAACAGGACGGCGAGGACGGCGGACGAUUCGAACGCGAAAGAGGCGUGGGAGAAGAGUUUGAGGGAGAUAAAGAUGGCGCUGACGUAUUCGAAAUCGUUGCGCAGGGCGCCGGAUUUGAAGACGGUGGCGGCGCAGGGAGGGGUGGGUCAGGAGGCGAUUUUGUUGAGCGAUUUGGCGCCGCGAAUGAUGCGGCCGGCGUACGUGUUGUUUCGGGACGAGGAUGAAAAGCGGUUGGUUUUUGUCAUUCGAGGCACGCACAGCGCGAAGGAUAUGAUAACAAAUUUAACUGGCUCGGUGUGCGCGCAUCACACGAUGGUGUCGACGUCGGAUGACGAGGAGGCGACGUUGCGCGUCGGGUACGCUCACAGCGGAUUCCUCACCACGGCGAGAUUUCUCGAGCGAAAGAUUAAAGACGACUUGCUGUCUUCGCUCGCGGCGCACCCCGGGUACGAGCUGAAGAUCGUCGGGCACUCCUUGGGUGGUGGUGUCGCGGUGUUGCUCACCGAAAUGUUACGACAAGACCCGAGGUUCAAGCGAGUGGGCUUGCACUGUUUCACCUUCGCGUGCCCGUCGACGCUGAGUCGCGAGCUCGCCGAGUCGUGUCGAUCUUUCGUAACGACGUGCGUGAACAACGCCGAUUUAGUCCCGAUGGUUAGUUUUAGCAAAGUGAGCGAGUUACAGCGCGAAGUCGUGAGUACGGCGCUCGAGCAAAGAUUGUUGGAUAAAUGGAGAGAGAGUACCGCGGCGAUGGAAUGCGCUCGAGGACCGACGCCGUCGCGUUUCGCCGCCGCCGCCGCGGCUCUGGGAAAACAAAACUACGGCCCACAAAAGUACCCACAGUGGUUGCGCGCGCUGAAAGGAUUGAAGACAAGGCACGAUAAGUUAGUCGAGUCGAGUUCGCUGUACAGACAAAGCCUGCUGAUCGGCAAACGCGUGAGUAACACGAGUUCAAAAUUAGCCAGUCUCUCGGGGGCGUUCAUCGCCGGCAUCGUCCCCCCGCGACCGAGGAAGAAGAAAACGCUCGAGCGAGCAGAGCCGACGGGCGAGAGCAAGACUGAGUUCAGCAAGACGAAUCAGCAAGUAGGCGACACCAUCUCUGCCACCGUGCUCGCGACCGAUAUUUGUCACGACGCCCAUCUCGCGCACGCGCACGCCGCCGCCGCCUCGCCCAAGUCGCAGGAGGAGCGCGAUUUCCAGGAGUACAUCGAGAGCGCUCGAAUCGCGCUCGACGAAGACUUCCAGAAACCGCUCACCGCUGACGAUAUGAAAAAGAUUUAUCGCGCUGAGGCCAACGCGGCGCAAGAGGUGCUGGCAAUGCAAGAAGACAUCUCCGUCAUGAAAGCAGCCGAAUUGUUGGGAGACGAGGAGGCGCUCAUGACGGCGGAUUACUACGGCGCAGACUUACCGCCGCCGCGCAUGGACGACACCGCGUCGUGCGACGACUCCGAGCGCGAGCCCGUCGUCAAACGCGUCAAAUCCGCGUCAAGCGACGCCCGCGCCGACCAAGACAUCGCCAAGCGAGGCACCGUCUUACUCUACCCCGCCGGCCGAAUCCUUCACUUUGUCUACAAAUCCGGCCUCGACGAAGCCGUCGACGAAGCCCGCCGCGAGUCCCGCCACGCCCUCUUCUUCGACGUCGAUUUAGACGUCUACCGCAAGAUCAUCCUAUCUCGCACCAUGAUCGCCGACCACUUUCUCUCCCAGUACGAGGACGUGCUCGACUCCUUCGUUCGCGAGUGCGCCCGCGCGUAGCUUCCCCAACU
Ostreococcus lucimarinus CCE9901 is the source of this 2096-nucleotide messenger RNA. RefSeq lists its product with no specific name. Lineage: Eukaryota; Viridiplantae; Chlorophyta; Mamiellophyceae; Mamiellales; Bathycoccaceae. The coding region runs from base 1 to 2085 and encodes 694 amino acids. The record is from RefSeq and is a predicted model, not a curated record. The transcript has a single exon. Gene Ontology annotation, biological process: lipid metabolic process.